UUUUAACGGACAACGUUGGAAACUCAGAAAAAUGGGUGAUCACUGGUUUAUCAUAUUGAGCAUAAUAUGUGGGUUAUGUGUGGCAGCAGAGCUUGAGAGAUUUGAGCAGCCCUGCAAAGGCGAAUGUUCCCUUAGCUUUUUGGUCAUCGGAGACUGGGGCAGACGAGGCGCUUUUAACCAAUCCCAAGUUGCUUUCCAGAUGGGAAAGAUAGGAGAGAAGCUGGACAUUGAUUUCGUAGUUUCAUCGGGAGAUAAUUUUUACGACAAUGGAUUGAACGGCCCACAUGAUCCAGCGUUUGAACAGUCUUUCACCAAUAUUUACACCGCAAACAGCCUCCAAAAACAGUGGUUCUCCGUGUUGGGCAACCACGAUUACAGGGGUGAUGCCGAGGCUCAAUUGAGUCCUCUUCUUAGAAAAAUUGACAGCAGAUGGCGUUGUCUUAGAUCCUUCAUCGUCGAUGCCGAACUAGCUGAGAUAAUCUUUGUGGACACCACACCUUUCGUGAAGAGCUACUUCCUAGACCCUGAAGAUCACACUUAUGAUUGGCGCGGAGUACAUCCUCGCAAACAUUACGUUAACAAUUUGUUGAAGGAUGUGGAGCGUGCAUUAAGAGAAUCAAGUGCAAAAUGGAAGAUUGUUGUAGGACACCAUGCAAUUCGAAGUAUUGGGCAUCAUGGUGAUACUCCCGAACUUGCUACUCAUCUCCUUCCCAUUCUCAAGGCUAAUGAUGUUGAUUUUUACAUGAAUGGACAUGACCACUGCCUAGAACAUAUCAGUGACACAGAGAGUCCCAUACAGUUUCUAACCAGCGGGGCAGGGUCUAAAGCAUGGAGGGGUGAUGUCAAACGACUAAACAGAGAGGGACUAAAAUUCUUCUAUGAUGGUCAAGGUUUCAUGUCAGUCAAGUUAACCCAAUCUGAUGCAGAGAUUGUGUUUUACGAUGUUUAUGGCAAGAUUUUGCAUACAUGGAACGCAAAGAAACAGUUUGUUGAUUACUCAUCAAUAUAGAAGGUUUUAAUUUGAACUACUCCCUCUCCAUCUCCCUCAAGUAUAUAAACUAUUCUUCUUCAGGAUGGAGCUUGUAGUUGGAAUUCCAUAUUAAUUUGAAUUUGAGGAACUUGAUGUGAAGAAUUCGUUCCUUUUACUACCAUUGCAGUUCAAUGCAAGCUAAUAUUUCUAAUAAUAAUU
Molecule: messenger RNA, 1189 nt
Organism: Hibiscus syriacus
Lineage: Eukaryota; Viridiplantae; Streptophyta; Magnoliopsida; Malvales; Malvaceae
Product: purple acid phosphatase 17-like
Exons: 7
Coding region: 32-1009 (325 amino acids)
Molecular function (GO): acid phosphatase activity; ferric iron binding; ferrous iron binding
Source: RefSeq, a predicted model, not a curated record